GCCAGGCAACGCGCACGCAUAUUACAUUUACACAUAGCAGUAGGUAUACGCCAGUCAGCGCCUCGACAGCGGCCGGGAGGCGUCCACGCGUUUUUUCGGGGGGGAAUAGGCACACAUGUACUUUUUGCUGAUACUGUGUUUAUCAUGUGAUUGAGAAAUAUGCGUCGAAGUCUGCGGCUGGUUACUGCUGUUGCUCUUACUCUCUUGCCCGGCUAAAGGGGAUCGUAGUUAUCGGGAAUUUGGUCCACUCAACGCUACAAACUCCUACAAUAUUUAAUAAUACUUGACGUUCUCGGCGCCGCUAGAUAUUAGAUAUUUUCGAUGGGAAGAUUAGCCACUGAUCCGACCGAUCACUCGAGUACUGUCCGUCGUUGAUUCAUGUUUAGCGGCUUGACUUUUCUCCACGAUGUUGGACCGUAUAAACAGGGAUUUGCUGCCCAUCAAGGGCCACUACUUCCUCUACAAUGCCGCUACUGGUCCAAUCAUGCAAUUUUUGCCAAUAAUAGCAAAACAGUUGGGGUUUUCAGGACUUCUUGUUGGUACAAUAUAUACAAUACUGCCAAUCUCGGGAUUAAUAGCAAAGCCAUUGUUUGGUGGCCUUGCGGAUAAAUUUAGACUCCAUAGCAUUUUUAUAGCUUUCCAAGCAAUAUUAGCUAUAGCAUUUUUUACAAUAAAAUUUAUACCUGAAGCAGAACACAGUGUGAGGACAAACUUGGCAUGCAAUAUUGCCUCUUUUAUAGAAAUGCCUACCAACAAUCUUAUUUCCGAUCAAGACACAGACGAUAUGAAAAUUAAUACUAAAGACAAUGCUCAUUGUCAUCUCUCUUGUACGGUAAGAUCAAUGGAAGACAUUCAAGCAAUAUGUGAUUCUUGGCAUGUCAAAAAGUAUUGUUCUUUAGCAAGUACAGGAAUUAAACCAGAGCAAAUUGCAAGAGUAGAAAAGUUGGAAUUUGAAGCUUAUUUUAAUGAGUCUUAUGAUUUGCAUGUGGGCUCAAAACUGGAUCUCCGAAUAUUCAACAUUUCUUUAGGAGAUGGCGAUCUACGCCCUGCUCUGUGUAGUACAAAAUCCUUUCGAAUUCCAUGUACAACAAAGUGUCCUAAAGUUCUUUUUCUCGAUAAGUUAAUAAGAAAUAUUAGCCUCAUCAAUGAUGAUGCAUCAAGGCAAAUAUCAACUGGAAUUUUUCAAUGGUUUUUAUGGGCAUCCAUUGUCAGCUGGAUUGGCAUGGCUGUUGUAGUUAGUAUAGGAGAUGCUAUAUGUUUUGAUCUAUUAGGAGAUGGUAAAAGUAGAAACUAUGGCAAACAAAAAAUGUGGGGUAGUAUUGGAGUUGGAAUAUUUGGCAUAAGUGCAGGAUACCUGACAGAUCUUUCAAGUAAAGGAGAGGAGACAAAAGACUAUUCUUGUAUUUUCUACCUUAUGCUAACUGCCAUGAUUCUUGAUAUCUUAGUUUCUUCUAGAUUAAAAAAAAGUAGCUUAGAUCAUUCAAAUGAACCAUCUGUUCUGUGGGAGCUUUGGUCCAUUGCAAGAGAAGGAAGAGUUCUGGUAUUUGCUUGGUGGUGCAUUGGAGCAGGAAUGUGCACAGGAGUUAUUUGGAACUUUUUAUUUUGGUACACUGAAGAAAUUUCUCCAGCUCAGUCACAAAAGGAAUGGUUAAAAACAUUACAAGGAUUACUCACAGGAGUGCAAUGCUUUCUUGGGGAAAUGCCAUUUAAUUUUAUAUCUGGCAAUAUUCUGCGAAAAGUUGGACAUAUAAAUGUUAUGAGCCUUGUACUACUUGCUUUUUCAAUAAGAUUUAUGGCAUACAGUAUGUUUUCCAAUGCGUGGGUAUUUUUAAUUAUUGAACUUCUUCAUGGACCUACACUUGGCUUAUGCUGGCCAACUAUGGUUUCAUAUGGUGAUAAAGUAGCACCUUCAGGUACAAAAGCGACAAUUCAAGGUCUCGUUGGAGCAGUAUUUGAAGGGAUAGGCGUGUCAUUAGGAAGUUUACUUUGUGGCUAUCUUAUUGACCAAUACAAAGGUGUAGUGACGUUUAGAGUCUUCUCAGUCGGCGCGCUUGUUUGGUUAAGCAUCUUUUGGAUAAUGCAGCUUUUACUACGAAAAGCUAAAGCAUAUCCAUUGCAACAAGGCCAUAUCCAUUUGGCAAGUUAUGCUCCUCCUGAUGAUGAUGCAAUUCUCAUGACUAUGAGUCAAGAGAUGCAGACAUAUUAAAAAAGGAUCUGGAUUAAUUAAGAACCAAAGUCAUCUUUGUAUCAAAGUUCAUACUCAUAAUGCAAAGCCACCGAGCUUUACAAGAUCGUAUUUCACCCUUUAGUUUUAACUAUUUAUAUCAAUUACAUGAGUAAUUUGUUAUAAGAAUGUUGUAAAUGUAUUGUUUUAUAAUUAUUUGCUUUGAUUAUAACUUUUGAAAAACUACCUAAUCUGCUUAUACAGCGUAAACCAUGUCAUUACUUUUUACUUUUUGAUUAAAAUCACGAUUGAAAAAACAUAUUUGGUCAAUUAUUUGACGCGUGAUCAAUCGUUAACCAGUAUUACGUAAAUAAUGUAAUAAAGUGUAUGUAUAUAGCAAUUAAUAAUAAUACACGUUUUUAUACAUUGAA
Messenger RNA from Nasonia vitripennis (jewel wasp), 2595 nucleotides. RefSeq names its product major facilitator superfamily domain-containing protein 6 (gene Sugb). The record is from RefSeq and is a predicted model, not a curated record. Gene Ontology annotation, cellular component: membrane. Lineage: Eukaryota; Metazoa; Arthropoda; Insecta; Hymenoptera; Pteromalidae.